UCCAUGGCCGCCACAUGUCUGUCCCCUUAUGUGUUGAUAAUGUGAUAGGCGUUCAACGGAUCAAUUAAAUAGUGACUUCUUGUGUCUCUCUCUCACAACGAAUCCCGCGAUCAUCGCCACCAACCAUUGGAUCAGUUAACUAGUGAUACACCUCAGGGACCAAUACGAUGGACAGUGAGCCCCGGGAUACUACCGGCGCCGCCACCGCUACCAACACCAGAGACAACGGCCUAUCCUUCGCGCGCAAGCCGUCCGCUUCCUCCGAGUCCAGCAGCGGAUCCGACUCAUCGACCCUCGACUUCGUGCCAUACGGUCAACGCCCGGAGUGGCAGGACGUGACACCUGUGCCCCAGAAUGACGGCCAGCACCCGGUGGUGGCCAUCGCCUACUCGCAGAGGUUUAGGGAGACCUUCGACUACUUCCGCGCGGUAUUGGCCACGAGUGAGAUGUCUGCGCGCACUCUGGAGCUGACGGAGGACUGCGCGGCACUGAAUCCCUCCAAUUACACCAUUUGGCACUUCAGGCGAUUGAUUCUUCGCGAGUUGGGCGCGGAUUUGUGGCGCGAAUUGGAUUAUAUUAAGUCCGUUAUCGUGGAGAACGCGAAGAACUAUCAGGUCUGGCACCACAGGAAGUGUGUCGUCGAGCAGAUCCGGGCGCAGAUUGGGGACAAAUACCGCGCGAGUGGUGAUAGUGACCUGAUGGCCAAAGAGUUGUCGGAACUGGCGGAGGAGGAGAAGCGGUUCGUGUCGGUGAUGAUCAGACAGGACUCGAAGAACUACCACGGAUGGCAACACCGGCAAUGGGUGAUCAACGAGUUCAAGCGGUUCGCCGGCGAACUCGAGUACACCGAAGAGCUCAUGGAUGACGACAUCCGCAACAACAGCGCCUGGAAUCACAGGUAUUACGUGAUCCGCAACACCACGGGAUUCGUGGCGCCAUUCCUCGACACCGAGAUUCAGUACACGUGCCAUAAGAUAGGGUUGGCGCCCAAUAACGAGAGCGCCUGGAACUACUUACGCGGUAUUAUGGCUGAGAUUGGGCUCAAUGCCAGCGAUGUCGUGAACUCCAUGUGCGACGACUUGAGGAAGAGUCUGGAAACGCAUCGAUCGCCGCAUUUGUUGUCGUUUAUGAUCGACGCCAUCGAUGAGAGUCUUAGUGGACAGACAGUGCCAGUGGACAGCCGUUUGUUGGGUAAGGCGUUGGAGCUCUGCGCGCAACUGUCCACUCGGAUCGAUGUGAUCCGUAAGGAGUACUGGGAUUACAUCGCCCGCGACCUCAACAGUAGGUUCGGUGGUAGCACUCAAUGAGUGGUUAACACUUAAAUCAUAAGUAGAUAAUUACGGAUCAAUUUGUAUACACUUCUUGUCAUUAUAUAGUAAUAUUACAAUCGAUUUACUAUGAAAUUG
Oppiella nova is the source of this 1406-nucleotide messenger RNA. The record is from the annotation of a GenBank genome assembly. NCBI's taxonomy places the organism in Eukaryota, Metazoa, Arthropoda, Arachnida, Sarcoptiformes, Oppiidae.